Messenger RNA from Salpingoeca rosetta, 543 nucleotides. RefSeq lists its product as uncharacterized. The coding region runs from base 91 to 543 and encodes 150 amino acids. The record is from RefSeq and is a predicted model, not a curated record. The transcript has 5 exons. NCBI's taxonomy places the organism in Eukaryota, Choanoflagellata, Craspedida, Salpingoecidae.
UGGGCGUUCUUGUUGUAUUUGUCGUUGUUGGUCUUGCUCUUGUUGUGCUUGCUCUUGCUCUCGCUCUCCGUGUGUAGGACAAGUGGCAGCAUGGACAACUGGAUUACGCGCAUCAACACCAUUGCCGCUACUUCCUCGGCUCCGCCACUGCCGGCACCGGCAACAUCACAGCGUGGGUUCCAGCGACCGGUUCUGCCAAUGUCGAGGUCAUCGGAGACGCUCGAAGAACAAGUCGCGCGCUACCGUGCGCAACUCCGGCAACUCCGCGAUCAGCUCAGUGUCCACCAAUCCGAGGAACGCGCUGCCAAAUCACAAGGCAAACGAUCUUGGCAGCAAUGGGAAACAAAGCAGGAAUAUCUCGAGUUUGAAUUGCAGCGCGUCGCCACUUACUUCGACAUUCUCAACGCAAUGCACAAGACAUCCGAUGCCCUCACGCUCCGCCGUCUCCGAUCGUCAGCAAGACGAGACCACGAUAUCCGUCAGCUCACCGCGGAGACUCAGGGUGAGACUCGCUGCAUGCCAUGCAUGAGCAUCUGGGCCUGA